Carassius auratus (goldfish) is the source of this 2707-nucleotide messenger RNA. RefSeq lists its product as uncharacterized. Bases 1300 to 2214 code for a protein of 304 amino acids. The record is from RefSeq and is a predicted model, not a curated record. NCBI's taxonomy places the organism in Eukaryota, Metazoa, Chordata, Actinopteri, Cypriniformes, Cyprinidae. The transcript has 12 exons.
AAAAAAAGUUACUGCGUGUGUUGGCAUUAUCCAAUACUGUCACACGAAAAAAGACAAAUAUAUUCUAAAAAAGAAUAGCAAAAAAUAAAACUCUAAUUAGAGAAGUAGUGUUUGACCUGUUCAUUUCGUGAUUUAAAUAUAUUGUUAGCAAUGGUUUACGAGUGUAAAUAGUUUAAAACUUUUUAUUUCACAACAUUCUAAAAAUACAGUGCUAAAUAAACAUUGAAUUAAUAAAACGAAAUAAAAACCAAGUAGGCACAUGCAUUUAAAAAAGAAAAAAGCCAAUAUGUAUAAUAGACUGUUCUGUCUUUCAUUUGUCCUGUUUUCUUCUGGCUGUGACGAGUUUUCAUUUGGAGCAAACGGUUUUGCACGUUUGUAGCGUAGUCAUCGUUUGUCUGCCAUCUAGUGGACAUAGGAGAGAAUUGAUUCAUUUUCAUUUCAAAACUGGUUUUCAUAUAAUCUCCACAAACGGGGAUCCGUUGCAGAAGUUUGAAGAUAUUUGAAAGCGUUGCCAAAUAAGUUAAAUAGAGGUAAAGUUGCACACUAAAUCAUCUUCAUUCUUGUGUAUAUUCGUACAUUACUAAAGAUAUCACCCGCGAACAUUUAGUUUAAUUCCUAACCCUAAUCAAGUCUAGAAGGUUAAACCGUGUUAUGUUUUAAUAAUUACAAUCCGAUUUAAAGUAGUAAGCGUCUCUAAAUUAAAUGUCCCAAUUUUUUUUUCAUUUAUUUGUAUUUGAAGAAGGAAUUCAAUAGUAAUAUUUAAUACAACCACGUUUGUUUCAAAAUAUAAGCUUUUUAAAUAGUAGUAAUAUUUAAUAAUCAGUUCCUUUAUUAUCCGUAUAUUUAAAACAUAUUGUGUGGGGGAGAACGUAAUUUAAACAAUAUCUUUAAGCAAUUUUAACCCCAAUGACAAAUGAUCAGAAAUUGUCUUACUCUGUAUUAAUCCUAAACUUUAUUAUCCCCAUUGCAGUUUUCUAAACUGACAGAAAUCCAUUCUAAUGUGAUGCUUUUUUAUUUCCAAAGAUCCUUUCCUCUAGUGUUAAUUUAAAAACCCUUUUGAGAAGUAUAUGAAGUAAAUGAAUAGAUGGAUGAUGGCCUUUAAUCUAAUGGUUUCCUAUUUCUUCACAAUGGAACAAACAAAAUGCUUCAGUGGAUCUCUGUGAAGGGAAGGAAAUGCCAUGGGGUAAAUUCAGCCAUGCGUCCCCUUAAUUAUUAAAAAACACACCUGCCAUUCAGAGCAAAACAGGUCUUUGCUGGUUUCUCAGGCUUCAUCUCCAGUGUCCCUGUGUCCGGUCAUCUAUGACCCUGUUGUCCAGAUCAGAGACCCACACUCAUAUAAAGCCACAAAUGACACACAAACCCUUCAGAAGGACAUCAGCACUCAAUAUGAAGCUGAUCAACAGCUGCCUGACUGUUCUCGUCUUUAUAAAAGCUGUACAAUCAGCAGCUAUGAGAGAAGGGAGUGAAGAUUUGCUAUAUUUCCUGAAGGAUGCAUUUGAAAUGAAUUUACCUCUUGACCGCACUGAACCAACACCGCUCUCAGAAAUGGAUCUAGCAACAGAGAAGAUUCUGGAUCUUGUACAUCUGGCAGAUCCAACAGCAGAAUGUGAAGCCCCAGAAAUUGUUGUCAACUCUGCUGACUUUUCCAAAACAACACCCAAACCAAAUUUGGUAGAACUUACAGAUGUUGCUGAAGAGAAAUCCAUAGAAAGCAGCAACUCAGACAGCAGAUUAGCUGAAAGAGCAUCAGCAGAAGACAGCAGAGAAGGUGACGUCUUCAAGAGUUUACGGCAGGGAACAGCACUUGCAGUGAUGGAGGACAUUAGUAGUCAGGAAAUGAACAGACCUGAGGAGAACGGGAGAUACCGACCCCCAACGACCCAGAAGUUAGAUAAACACAACUUUGUGGUAAAAGAAACAGACAGACAAAAUCUGGACCUCAUGAAAGAGCUGGAUCCCAUAAUGCAGAGUUUCGGCAGUAGAAUGAACCUCAAAGACCAGGCUGGUAAACCACAUGAGACUGACAAAAGAGCAAUGGAUUUAGACAGCCCAGAGUUUGUGGACACCUCGGAAAGACCAGACCGAGAUGCUGACAGUGAAGAACGUGAUGGUGGUCGAGGAACAUUUCAGACACAAACCUCAGGAAUCAAAUUGAAACUAAGCUAUGCUGAUAAGCAGGGCAUACUGGACGACAGUAGGGAAUCAGUAGAUUAGCUUCUGGGAUGCACAGAAACAUCUGCUGAACAUCCCAUGGAAGAGAACAACAGUCUGGAUGCCCCUAAUCUGGACCAGAAGAGUCAAACGGACACAAUGAGCUAUCAGAACCAGCUGAGGAAAAUAUGUCCCACAAAGAGAGAACGAGGAUCCAACAACCCAAGAGCACGGCUGGAUUUAGAGCAGUGAAACUUUGGACAGAGACAACAGCAGAGAGAGGCUGCAAUAUCAUGUGGCAGCUCCUCUGUGGGACAAUUUAUUUUUUUCUUCCCUUGAAUAUAUACAUUAUAUAGUAUGAUACAAUGUGAUUUUAAUGUCUGUUUGAUCCAAUAUUUUUUUUCUUUUCGUGGAUUGUUAUGGACCUGCAUAAAUCAUUUUUACUCAUUCUAUGAGCUCUAUGAUUUUGUGGGAUGCCAGUAUAAUUGAAAUUAUAUAGAAAUGAUUAAAAACAUUUUGCUGAAUAAGAAUAGAACCAAAUAAACUACUACUACUA